Cooperia oncophora is the source of this 444-nucleotide messenger RNA. NCBI's taxonomy places the organism in Eukaryota, Metazoa, Nematoda, Chromadorea, Rhabditida, Trichostrongylidae. The record is from the annotation of a GenBank genome assembly.
AUGCUAUGCCAUGAUGUGCGCCGGUUCUCCUUAUGUUUCCAUUAUCCAGGCUGUUCGGAACAAGUCGCCGCUGCGAUGUGCGAGCAGACGUGCAAUCGAGACGCAAUGUUGGUCUGUCGAAGGACUAUGACGGACGAUGAUCUGCAACAAGAGCAGAGUUACAUCACAGAAGCUUCAUCAAUUUCUCAAGCUUAUACUUUUGGAGGCGAUGAGACGUGUGAGGACUUCCGUAAAGUUCUUGCUAAGUUGGUGCGAUUUCGUGGUGAUUUCUGUGGUGAUCUGUCGAGAUGCACUUGUAGUGAAACGCGAUGGGAAGCGCCAACAGUACGCUGUGGACUCGAUUGUGAUCGGAUCUGGAGGGAAAGCCUUCUGUCAGAGUCGGCUGCACAGAAAGCCGUAACUUAUUUGAUUGUUCUAUCUUUGAUUCGAGUGUUCAUAUGGUAG